This is a messenger RNA of Panonychus citri (citrus red mite), 3443 nucleotides long. Its product is annotated as RING finger protein unkempt-like. Gene Ontology annotation, molecular function: metal ion binding. The coding region runs from base 160 to 2973 and encodes 937 amino acids. The transcript has 7 exons. The record is from RefSeq and is a predicted model, not a curated record. NCBI's taxonomy places the organism in Eukaryota, Metazoa, Arthropoda, Arachnida, Trombidiformes, Tetranychidae.
AGCCAAAAACGUCAAAAAUAACACAAAAGAAAGAGAAAAACAAAAGAGAAAAGAGAAAAAGUAAAUUUUCAUUUUCAAUGUAAUGUUGUUUAUGUUUAAUUUAACAAUCUUAAUAAGUUAAUUAAGGUGUUUUUCCAAUAAUCGAUUAAAUUAGCAAGAAUGCCAUCAUCAUCAUCUAUUAAUGAUAAAACUGUGGUUGUUUCAACAACAACCACUUCUUCAUCUUCUGCUAUAACAAUAACAUCAUCUUCUUCUUCAUCAUUAUCAUCAACAACAACAGCAACAGCAACAACAACAUCAUCAACAAAUAGUCUUUUAUCAACCCAAGCUGAAAAACCUCAACAUUAUUCUUACCUGAAAGAAUUUAGGUGUGAUCAGUGUCCCCAGUUUCUUCAACAUAAAUGUACCAAUCAUAAGCCGUUCACUUGUUUCCAUUGGCAUUUCAUGAAUCAAAGAAGACGUCGACCCAUCAGGAAGAGAGAUGGAAGCUUUAAUUAUUCACCUGAUAUAUAUUGUACCAAAUAUGAUGAGACCACUGGAAUCUGUCCUGAUGGGGAUGAAUGUCCUUAUCUUCAUCGGACUGCUGGUGAUACUGAAAGACGUUACCAUUUAAGGUAUUAUAAAACUGGAAUUUGUGUCUAUGAUACUGAUAGCCGAGGAUUUUGUGUUAAAAAUGGUGCUCAUUGUGCUUUCGCUCAUGGUAUGCAUGAUCUAAGAAAUCCUGUGUAUGAUAUAAGUGAAUUAAGAUCAGCUGAAUUGGGUAAUAAUACUGGUUUUCCUGGUGAAAUUGCUUCUUCUCCUGGAAUAACUGUUGAUGCAAAUUCUGGUAUUAAUGCUUUAAUUGGACCCAAUUCUCUUGAUAAAGAAAGAAAUGCUCUUACAGAUGAUCCACGUUGGCUUGAUACUACUUAUGUUCUCGCUAAUUAUAAGACGGAAGUUUGUAAACGGCCUCCAAGAUUAUGCCGUCAAGGAUAUGCUUGUCCACAGUACCAUAACAAUAAGGAUCGACGAAGAUCACCAAAGAAGUAUAAAUAUCGAUCAACACCCUGUCCAAGUGUUAAACAAGGUGAUGAAUGGGGAGAUCCAACUAAUUGUGAAGCUGGUGAUGCAUGUGCUUAUUGUCACACUAGGACAGAGCAACAAUUUCAUCCAGAAAUUUACAAAUCAACUAAGUGUAAUGAUAUGCAACAAACAAAUUAUUGUCCGCGAGGGGCUUUUUGUGCCUUUGCUCACAUAGAAAAUGAAAUUUCUGCUGCCAGAGAUUUAAAUAUGGACAAUAGUACAGAUUUAGCCUCUUUGUUGUCAAGUAAAUUGCCACCAUCAACCACUACGACAACCACAACAACAUCUUUAUCAAUCUCUUCUAGUGCUAAUGGUGGAGAGUAUGAAAGUAAUAACAACAUAACCACAAUAGCUCCUUCAACAGGUAAUGGUACCUUAAAUUGUAUCACAACAACUGUCUCAACAUCAAGUAAUAAUUGUACUUCAACAAAUUCAAAUAUCACAUCAACUAAUAACAUAACAAUAGCCAGGCCUAUUCUUAACAACAACAACAACAAUAAUAACAAUAAUAAUAAUAACGGUAAUAAUAAUCAAUCUAAAUUACCAAGCACGGGAAAUAAUAGUAUUGCUUCAUCGUUACCUGAUCAUUUUGGGACAAGUUUCGACUUUGGUAAUCUUCAAUCACAAUUGUUUAACAGAGAGACAACACCUCCAAUGAGCAAUUUAGGUACAGCACCAACAACAGGUUCACAAGCAAAUCUUGGUCAAGGAAAUAAUUUCCUUGUUAAUUCUGGUUCAACCUCAACGACAAAUAAUCCAACCUCUGGACCAGGUCCUAUUGCUCGCCCUCGAUCUUAUUCAUCUUCGAAUGCACAUACCUCUAGUAUGGCGGCUGCCAACAAUAAUAUGAGUGAAACUUUACUCUCAUCAUAUUUCAAGAAUGUCGAAGAGAAAAAUAAUUUACUUCUCAAUGGUCCUCAUGCAAACAGAAAACUUUCUACUCCCUCUUCAUCCUUAUUUGCCUCAGGCGGAAAUCAUUCUAGUUUAUUUAGCAGUUUAACAACUAAUAGGGAAAGCGGGAGUCUCUUUGGUGCUCCUGUUUAUUCAUCAACAGCUGAUACAGUUGAAUCAUGUUUGGGUCUUGCAGUUGAAGAUCUUAGUCUUGAAGAUAUUCACUUGGAAGCUGCACUUGAGAAAGAGUUAGGACCAACCUCUCAAAAUCGUGGUAAUGGUAAUAACUUAGUCGAUAAUGUUGAUCCUGUUUCGAACAACAAUUCAGUUCUUGGACGAAGUCCUGGUCAAGCGUCUUUAUUAGGAUCGACUGCCCCUGUAAAUAUUCCUGGAGCAAGAUUGGGAGGACAUCGAUCUACAAUAGCAAACUUAUCAUCUCCACCAAUGAAUGCAUCUCCCCUUGCAUCUUUUGGAGCUCAUUCGGCUGGAGCAUUCGGAGUUUCUUCUUAUAACAGGACAACAUCACUCAAUGCUGCUGCUCAUGGCGUCUCCUCAUCAGCUGCAUCAAGUCUUUAUGACUUUACAAGCGGAACUAACAUGUCACCAUCUUCAGUCGAUCCAACAUCGACAGGAAGCAGUGUCGUUCAGGCUGCAGCCUCAAUGCUAGAAAAUCAAAGAUUAAGAGAAGAGUUGGCUUUGUGUAAAGUAAAAUGGAACAAUUGGGAAGAGAAUUUAAUGAAAGUAAGCAGCGCUGUUGAAGUAUGGAAACGAGAAGCAGAGGAUGCCAAAAGAAGAGAGAAACUUUUAGAACAACAAAGAGAUGAGGCUUUCAUGACGAUCAACACUCUAAGAAAAGAAGUGGAACAAAUGAGCGGUGGUCCCUUUUUACAUACUCUUAAUCGAGCAUCAGAAUUAGAAAAUUUAACAAUUAAUCAGUUGAAACAGUUACAGCAACAGUUACGCUCUGAUCUGGAUUGUAUUGAUAAGGAACUAACUAGUAGAACGCAAAUCAAUGCGUGAAUAAAGACAAAAAACAGAAAAAAAAUAAUCUAAACUAAAAAACGCAAACAAAUAUUAAUAUUAAUAAUUAUUGUCUAUUACCUGCACAUGAAAAGAAAUCUAUCAUCAUCUCUCUCUCUAUCUCUAUCUCUAUCUCUAUCUCUCCCUCUCUCUUUCUCUCUCAAUUCUUUUCUUUUUUUCUCUUUUUCUCUUCAUCUUAUGUUUACAUACAAACUAUACAUAAAUAUAUUAUAUAUUUGACACUCUAUUCAUGUCUAGUUGAUGUUAACAUGUAACCAAAUGAUUGAAUUACCUGUGUCUUUGAUACUGUGUAAUGAUACAAUCGUAAACUCUGAAAAAAGAGUAACAAUCAGGUAAAUUUUUGAGAGAAAAACAAAAGAAAAGUAUCAACUCUAAUUGUGGUUUAAUUAACCACCAAAAUUACCAACACAAUUUACACAAUUAAAAGUGAGUUACUUUUUAUUAUCAAA